Molecule: messenger RNA, 6651 nt
Organism: Saccostrea echinata
Lineage: Eukaryota; Metazoa; Mollusca; Bivalvia; Ostreida; Ostreidae
Product: collagen alpha-2(IV) chain-like
Exons: 40
Coding region: 208-5604 (1798 amino acids)
Cellular component (GO): collagen trimer
Molecular function (GO): extracellular matrix structural constituent
Source: RefSeq, a predicted model, not a curated record
GGCAUUUCUUGGAGAUUGUCUUCAUCCGAAGAGAAGGGAGUUAGAGGAUCGUAGUGUGUCACCACUCUGAUGUUGUUGAGGACAUUUUAACAGAUUCAGAGAGGUGAACUGUCCAACUCUAGCUGAGACCCUCUCAGCUGCGGAGGAAAGAACGGCGUAACGGCCGUUCUGUGACCGAAGAAACGACGUCAGUGACAAAAUCUGCCGAUGCCACCAGAACGCAAGAAUUGUAGUUGUGCGCCGUGCGCCGUCAGACAAGACGGUGUAAACCAAAGUGCUUUCAAAUCUUUUAGAAUCUCUAGAGCCAUGAAGUCAUGGCUCCUACUCUGUUUAGCUACCUUAUAUUUAUCAAGCACAGUUCAAGUAUAUGCUCAAGACUUAAAGGAAUGUGGAGCCAACUGUCAAACAAGUAAUGGAUGUAAAUGUGUGGGCGAGAAAGGGUCUAGGGGUAUUCCUGGAGCCCUGGGUCCUCCUGGCCCUCAGGGAGUUCAAGGGUAUCCUGGCAUGGAGGGACUUCCCGGUCUUAAAGGUCAGAAAGGAGAACCUGGUCCAUUAGGACUCAUUGGACCAAAAGGAGACAGAGGAAAAAUGGGAAUGCCUGGAUUUCCCGGAAUCAACGGAAUUCCUGGUAUUCCUGGCCCAACUGGACCCCGAGGACCUGCUGGUAUGGAUGGCUGCAAUGGAACACAGGGAGAGCCCGGUAACCCUGGAUUAAAUGGACUUCCAGGUCAGGUCGGCCCCCCAGGUCUACCUGGUCUCCCAGGUAUGAAAGGAGAAUCUUCACCUGGAGUUGCCGUCAAAGGUCAAAAGGGAGAACCUGGUAUCGAAGGAUUUCAAGGUCUUCAGGGUCCCCCUGGCAGAGUUGGUCCCCCUGGAUUGCCAGGACUGCCCGGCCCUGAAGGACCAAGAGGAUAUGAUGGACUUUUGGGCCAGAAAGGAGAGAAAGGUUUCCCAGGUUUAGCGGUCAAUGGUGAAAAAGGAGACCAGGGUGAGCCAGGUGCUAGAGGCCCCCCAGGCCCCCCUUGUGAUGGAAAUCAACAACUGAAGGAACCUAAUGUGACUCAGAUUGGACCAAGAGGACCAAAAGGAGACAGAGGACCCAGGGGUAAUGAUGGUUUACCAGGAUUGCCAGGAAACAAAGGAGAAAGAGGUUUCCCUGGUAUGAAAGGACCCCCAGGAAUGGUGGGAGAGAAGGGGAUACCUGGUAUUGCUGGACCAAGAGGUAAACAAGGAUUACCUGGUCUUCCAGGAUUACCUGGUUUAAAGGGAGACAGAGGAAUGGAUGGUCUGCCGGGAUUGAAUGGAGUUCAAGGUGAAAAAGGAAAUCCUGGAAUACCUGGUCUGAAGGGAGAAAAGGGAUACAGGGGACCACCGGGACCCAGUGGGGGAGAAGGUGGUGAUGGCCCAGAAGGACCAAAGGGGGAACGUGGUCCCCCAGGAGAAAGGGGAUUCCCUGGUUUAGAUGGAUUAGUGGGAUUGCCAGGUCCCCCUGGUAGAGCUGGACCUCCUGGAGGGCCAGGAACACAGGGACUUCCUGGUCCGGAGGGACCAGCUGGACCAAAGGGGGACAAAGGAGACAAGGGAAGUUCAGGUUUGCGUGGAAUUGAUGGUAUACCUGGACAACCUGGAUUGCCAGGUGAAAAGGGUGAUCCUGGUCCGAAAGGAAACUCUGGAAUAUCAAUCCCAGGAAUAAAAGGUGCUAAUGGAUUCCCUGGUCGAGAUGGACGACCUGGACAGAAGGGAGAACCUGGAUUUAGGGGACUUCCUGGUAUUCCAGGAAAUUCGACCAGAGGACGCCCUGGACUUCCUGGACCCAAAGGAAGUAAGGGAAAUCCUGGAUUCCCUGGUAUAGGUGGACGUGAUGGUCUUCCAGGUCUCCCUGGAGAAAAAGGUGACAGAGGAGGAUCCUGUAGAGAUUGCUUACCUGGAUUAAAGGGAGAGAAGGGAACCCCUGGACGACCUGGAUCUGCUGGUAUCCCUGGAGAAAUUGGUCGAACUGGGCCAAAGGGUGAACCGGGUCUUAGAGGAGAGGAAGGUCUUCCAGGAUUUGUUGGCCAAAGAGGAGAACCGGGUCUUCCUGGGCUGCCAGGCACUGACGGUUUACGGGGACCUAAAGGCGAGCCCUACAGAAUCGAGUUAGAGACCAUUACAGAUAUGUGUAGUAAAGGUGAGCCUGGGUUACCUGGAUUACCAGGUGAGGAGGGUCUGCCAGGAGUACCAGGUCCUCAAGGUCCCCGAGGUCAGGAUGGGUUACCAGGGUUACCAGGAGAAAAGGGAGACAGAGGACGGGAUGGAAAUGAUGGUGUACCAGGAUCUCCAGGUUUAGCUGGACUCAAGGGAGCUAAGGGUGAACCUGGAUUUGGUGUUCCAGGUCUCCCCGGAGAGCGAGGUCUCCCAGGAGACAAUGGACUUCCAGGCUUAAAUGGCAUGAAAGGACAAAAGGGAGCACCAGGAGAGACAAUUGAUGUUAAUAUUGACCUUCUGAAGGGAACAAAGGGAGAACCUGGAUUUCCUGGAAAUCCAGGAAUUCCUGGAAGAGAUGGCUUUCCGGGAGUCAAGGGAGAAAGGGGAGUCCCUGGUGCCCCUGGUCUGGAUGGCUUACCUGGAAUGAAGGGAGAAAGAGGACUUGAUGGAAUACCGGGAGACGCUGGCCCCAGAGGACUUCCUGGACCCAGAGGUGACAAGGGGGCAGAUGGUCCCCCAGGACAGCCAGGAUUUGAUGGUAGACCUGGAGAACCUGGCCCCCAGGGAUUACCUGGAUUAAAAGGGGAAGCCGGAAUUCCUGGAAGAGAUGGACGUUCUACAAAUGGUGAGAAAGGAGAACCGGGAUUGCCUGGACUUGACGGACCUCGUGGCCAGCCUGGGUUCCCAGGACAAGACGGACUUCCUGGACAAGAUGGUCUUCCCGGUAUGAAGGGUGAUCCAGGUCCAUCUGGACUUCCUGGUUUACCAGGUGGUCCAGGACAGAAGGGAGAACCUGGACCUACUGGACCAGAAGGUGCAAGAGGUCCACCUGGAGAUGCAGGUCUACCAGGAAUACCAGGUCCAGUUGGUGCCAAAGGAAAUGCAGGACUCCCUGGAACAGAGGGAUUAUCUGGUAUCCCAGGGGAGAGAGGAGAGGCUGGUGUCCCAGGACGUCCUGGAGCACCAGGAUUAGAUGGACCCCAGGGACCCCCAGGUCUGCCAGGAGAACGUGGUCGUGACGGAGCCCCAGGUGCCAAGGGAGACACUGGUUUUGUUGGAAUCCCAGGUGAACCUGGAAGAGAUGGAAAUCCUGGACUUCCUGGACUGCAAGGAAUGAAGGGUGAGAGGGGAUUCCCCGGAAUUCCAGGCGAACAAGGACGAACUGGAGAACCAGGACAGAAAGGUGAACGUGGACCAAGCGGACUUCCAGGAUUACUCGGUUCCCCGGGUCAAGAUGGUCUCCCAGGACCUAAAGGUGAUGCUGGACGGCCUGGAGCCCCAGGAAAUCCCGGACUACCAGGACAAGAUGGACUCUCAGGACUGCCAGGAAUGAAGGGAGACCAAGGAUCCCCGGGAGUAGGAAUCCCAGGAGAGCCAGGCAUCAACGGAGAAAGGGGUCGGGAUGGUGCACCAGGACUACCAGGAAUGAAGGGAAAUCAAGGCCCACAAGGACUCCCAGGAUUCCCUGGAAUGAAGGGAGAGAGGGGUUUCCCAGGACAACCUGGACAGCCUGGUCUUCCUGGCAAUGAUGGACUCCCAGGAAUGAAAGGUAAUCCUGGUCUUAGUGGUGUUCCUGGAAGAGCUGGUAUAAAGGGAGAGCCAGGCCUGAAUGGAGUUCCUGGUCGUGACGGGCCAAAGGGUGAUGCCGGGUUACCAGGAGUGCCGGGUGAGAGGGGACAGCCUGGACUGAAGGGAGAACCAGGGUUGAAUGGUCUGCCUGGACAACCUGGUGAACCUGGUUUCCCUGGUGCUAAGGGUGAUCGUGGAAGAGAUGGACUGAAUGGUGUCCCAGGAGCUAAAGGAGAUCAAGGAUUGCCAGGGUUAAAUGGACAGAAAGGUUCAAAGGGAGAGCCUGGAUUUCCCGGACCAGAGGGAAGAGAAGGUCUACCAGGAAUGAAGGGAGAAAGAGGACCUGAGGGACCAACAGGAAAUAAGGGAGAGCCAGGUCGUUCCAUUACUGGAAUCAAGGGAGAGCCAGGUAUCCCAGGAGAAAUAGGUCGUGAUGGCUUCCCAGGAAUGAAAGGGGAGGCAGGUCUCCCAGGCCAACCAGGCUUGCCGGGAAUGAAAGGGGAUGCAGGUGUGGGAUAUCCUGGACCACAGGGCCCCAAGGGUGACAGAGGCUUAAAUGGAAUUCCAGGUGAGGUUGGUUUGACUGGAAUCCCAGGUGAACCCGGACAGCCAGGAUUCCCUGGAAUCAAGGGAGAACCUGGAGACAGAGGUGUUCCUGGACUCCCCGGACUUAAGGGUCUACCAGGUCCAAUAGGUCCUGCAGGUGAGCCCGGAAACUCUGGAGUACCUGGAUUACCUGGAAUGAAGGGAGAAUCCGGACGCCCAGGAAGAGAUGGAGUGGAAGGAUUAAAGGGAGAAAGGGGUUUUCCAGGAUUACCUGGAUUGCAAGGACCUAAAGGUGAACAAGGUUUUGAUGGGUUGAAGGGCGAGCCUGGACCAGGGGCCAUAAUAAACCCUAACAUGAGGAUCAAGGGAGAUAAAGGGGAACCAGGAAUUGGAGGACGACCGGGACAACCCGGACUUCCCGGACUCAAAGGAGACAUAGGAUUCCCAGGUCCCAAGGGCUUCCCUGGCAUUCCAGGAGAGAGGGGUAUUCAGGGAUUCCCCGGUAUGAAGGGUGAUCCCGGGUUCCCAGGAAAUCCAGGCAUUCCCGGUGAUGAUGGCUUCCCAGGACCCCAGGGACCAACUGGUGAGCCAGGAUUCCCAGGACCCCCAGGACGGACCCCACCCUCUGGUUUUCUGGUUGUUCGUCACAGUCAAACGGACUCUGAGCCAGUCUGUCCUGAUAGCACCAGUCGUCUCUGGACUGGUUACAGUUUGCUCUACAUCGAAGGAAACGAGAGAUCUCAUCAUCAAGACUUAGGCUGGGCAGGAUCUUGUAUGCAGAGAUUUAGCACAAUGCCAUUCCUUUUCUGUAAUACCAACAAUGUCUGUAACUACGCCAGCCGUAACGACAAAUCCUACUGGCUGUCCACUAAUGAACAAAUGCCCAUGAUGCCAGUUCGUGACCCAGAAUUACGUCGAUACAUCAGUCGCUGUGUGGUCUGUGAUGCCCCUGCUAAUGUCAUUGCUGUCCACAGUCAGAUUAUGGCUAUCCCAGAAUGUCCAGUAGGGUGGAAGGGGCUCUGGAUUGGUUACAGUUUUGCAAUGCACACCGGUGCUGGACCUAGUGGGGGUGGUCAGUCUCUAUCUAGUCCUGGAAGUUGUUUGGAGGACUUCAGGGCCACACCAUUCAUUGAAUGCAAUGGCAGUGGGGGCACCUGCCAUUUCUAUGCCAACAAAUACAGCUUCUGGUUGACCACUAUUGACCAGAACCAGUUUGCCACACCAGUUCAAGAAACGCUGAAGGCCGGUAACUUGAGAACAAGAGUGUCACGCUGUCAAGUUUGUAUGAAGACCACGAGGCCUUAAUUCUCUAUAGUAACUUUCUUUACAAGUCCUUAUUUUGUAUUUUUAUUUUCUGAUGACAUUUACUGAGCAGCUUUAUUGUAACCUAUUUUUGUGACCUAUUUUUCAAGGUCUUGUUUAAUUGUGCAAUGAGAAGAUAUAUUGUAGAUCAGAAGUAUCGGCAGACCGAGAUGUGCCUUAUAAGGACUCGAUGCAAUUGAGCCAUGUUAACUAUGCAAUGAAUAGUUUUAUAAUUAUGUAUCUUUGUACCUGUCUUCUGUCUCUGAUGUAAAUGAUCACACUCUGUUGGUGUUUCUGUAUGUCUAUAAACAAGAGGUUGUAUGAUGUCCAUGUUUUCUUUGUAUUUUGUUUUUGAGCUUUUAUCAUUUGAAAACAAAUAUGCAUUAUCAAUUAAGAAAUAGGACAGGUAUUGAAGUUAGAAAUACUUUUUAAAAAUGUUUUAAGAAUUGCAUUUAUUAAUGAUAUUUUUUUCCUGCCUGUUACUAUUUCUAGUGCUUUGCCUUCACUGACUAUAUAUGGUGAUGAUGUAAUACUCAAUAUCCUUUCAGGAACUUCUUUUUCUUUCUGCUCAGAUGACGUUAUGAAUGAAAGCUGUGAUGUUUUUGUAAAUUCAUUAAUGUAAAUGCAUUUAUCACAUCCUGUAGAUAUAUAAAUAUCAUUCAAGACAAUCAUAAUUCCAUCUUUGAUUCCCCAAUGAUUCUAGCCAAUCAAAAUAUUUAUUACAAACAACAGGAAAAGUAUUCAGAGAGAAAAUAUAAAUUUCUUCUUGGAUGCUUUUUUGUUUUGAAUUUUCAGUCAUUAUUCUGAUUGGAUAGUCAUCAUUGGGCUUGAAUGAGUGGACUUAUUUGGUAAAUGAUGAACAAAUAAUGGAUGUCAGUGCGAAUAUGAGUAAUUUAGCAUACCAUCUAAUGAAAAUUUUUGUAAAAGUAACAAAAUGUUGCAAAAUUUGAUGAAUACAAGUUUAAAAUGACAGAAUUGUUCAACUUCUUGCAUAAUUUAAUUUUCAUGGCAUUACAGCUAAAGUUUUUGGAAAUAAAGUUUUAAAAAUAA